Penicillium samsonianum is the source of this 2772-nucleotide messenger RNA. Its product is annotated as non-ribosomal peptide synthetase. Bases 1 to 2772 code for a protein of 923 amino acids. Gene Ontology annotation, biological process: biosynthetic process; secondary metabolic process. The transcript has a single exon. NCBI's taxonomy places the organism in Eukaryota, Fungi, Ascomycota, Eurotiomycetes, Eurotiales, Aspergillaceae. Gene Ontology annotation, molecular function: CoA-ligase activity. The record is from RefSeq and is a predicted model, not a curated record.
AUGACUGUUCAACAUAUUCGGGACCUCCUGAUCCGUGCCGCCAAAGUCCAUCCGGAUCGGGGUAUCAAAGCCUAUAAUGCGGGAGAUCUCGAGAGCGCGCCCAGGUCCUUGACCUACAAGGAGCUCUACGACUUGGCAAUUGCGAAUAGCAAUGUUCUGCGUCAAACAAAAUACUUCCCUGAAGGCUCAAUUGUGCUACUUCAUUUCGAUGAUCACCUCGAUCUUAUUACCUGGUUCUGGUCAACCAUCUUGGCGGGAUGCAUCCCGGCAAUGUCGACUCCUUUGCCCAAUAUCGCCGAGCGUCGCAAAGGUCAUCUGAACCACUUGAUCACCUUGCUAGACCAGCCGAUUUGUUUAACAAGGAAAGCAGUGGUAUCCGAGUUUCCUGAGGAUGUGUCUUUGGAUGUCCUGGACAUUGAAGAUCUCGGAAAUUGCGAAAAGAUUCUGGCUGCCAGAGAUACCACUAUUGCGCCUCGCGGAAAGUCCAGAGAUCUGGCCUUCAUGAUGUUGACUUCAGGAAGUACUGGCUUCUCAAAAGCUGUCUGUAUUGAACAUUCCCAGACCAUCGCCUCUUUGGUGGGAAAGGCGUCUAUCACCAUGAACAAAACUGGUACAUGCAUGAAUUGGAUCCGCUUGGAUCAUGUGGGCAGCUUGGUCGAGAUCCAUCUGUUGUCGAUGUACCUCGGCAAUGAUCAAGUCCACGCCCAACCCCAGGACAUUGUUCCCAGUCCACUCGCUUUCCUUAAACUUAUACAAGACCAUCGCGUGGAGAGGGCUUUCGCGCCGAACUUCUACCUGGGGGAGAUUUUGAAGCUAUUAGAAUCCAAGCCGGCAGGCACUUUCGACUUCGAUCUCACCAACUUGUCUUACAUCAUCUCUGGUGGUGAAUCAAACCCUACCAAUUUGUGUAUGCGUCUCACAGAACUCCUUCAAGAGUUCGGCGCCCCUGACAAACUCAUUGUGCCAGGAUUUGGAAUGACAGAAACCUGCGCCGGUUCGAUUUACCAUACUUCCUGCCCUUCGCACGAUGUGGCAAAUCAAUACAACUUUGCCUCACUCGGCGAUUGUGUUCCCGGAAUCGAGAUGCGUAUCAGUCCUUCAUUAGAAAUUGAAGAGAGCAAUCCUGAAACAGAGGGAGCCGGCAGUUUGGAGGUUCGGGGCCCUAUCGUUUUCAAAUCGUACUACAAUAAUGCCAAAGCUACAGCUGAGGCAUUCACCAGCGAUGGUUGGUUCAAGACUGGAGACUCGGCAUUCAUCGACGCCAGUGGAAAAUUAAACUUCGCGGGACGCACUCAACAGGCAAUUUGCAUCAACGGUAUGAACUACCCCGUUCUUCUCCUGGAGGAUGCUCUAGAGAAUGCCGAAAUCGACGGUAUAUCUGCGGGUCAUAUUUCCGUCUUUGCUUUCCGGCCGUCUGUUGAGAAGGGGGAACUUCCUGCCAUCUUCUAUGUUCCUUCCUAUCCGUGGAAUGAUAUUAAAUCUCGCUUUGAGACCAUGAACGCUAUUUCCAAGCUCAUUUUCGGCCUCAUCAAUGCUCGUCCAAUAAUCUUACCCGUCAAGAGCUUGGAGCGAACCACUCUAGGCAAGCUGUCCCGAUCGCGCAUGAAGAGCAGCCUCGCAAGAGGUCAAUAUAAGUCUCAGCAAGACGAAAAUGCCGAAAUGAUCAAGAAACACCAAGAAUCCAUAUUCUCACCCGCCAAAAACGAUGUUGAGCAAGGCAUUAUUGAUGAGUUGAAGGACAUCCUUGAUUCCCCCCAGACUAUCGGAGCGGAAAGCAACAUGGUUGAACUCGGCCUUACAUCCGUCAGCUUCAUCAAGCUCCAGCAUGCUCUCAAGAAGCGCUUCGGGGCUCAAAGCGACAUCACACUUACUAUGAUGCUGUCACAUACUACCCCUCGUGCCCUCGCACAAGCAUUGGAAGAGGAAAAGGGACCGCAUGUCUACAACCCGGUCGCUGUAUUGCGGGCAGAAGGAGAGAAGACACCUUUGUGGCUCGUUCAUCACGGAUCCGGCGAUCCCCUCGCUUUCAUGCAUUUGGCGCAAGGUAUUAUGGAUCGACCACUCUACGCUUUCAAGUAUCGCGGCCUUCACCCCGAUGAGCCUUUCUUUACUAGCAUGGAUGAGUGUGUCCUCACCUAUCACGCCGCGAUGAAGAAGCAGCAGCCUUCCGGGCCUUACGCUAUCGCGGGAUACGAGGUUGGCGGAGUGAUUGCUUUUGAGGUUGCGAAGCUUUUAGAAAGCCAGGGCGACAAAAUUCAGUUUUUGGGAACCUUCAACCGUGCGCCUGAGCACUUCCACGCCUUUAACAAUGUCAAUUUCAAGGACGUCUGUAUCCACGUUGCGUAUGGCUCUGACCUCUAUUCCAAGGAGGUUCUCGCUGCGAUUGAGCCUGAAGUCCGAGGACUCUCUAAUUCGGAUAUCGCCUCGCGUGUUAUUGAGGCCUCUGAUGCUAAGCGUGUGGCUGCGCUCAAUAUGGAUGCCCAGAAGCUGGAGCACGGAACAGACCUCGUUGUUGCGCUUCAGAAAACUGCCAUUGCACACACUAUCACCGGAUCCGCCGAGAACAUGAGUGCCCUUUGGUGUGAUCCAGUCGAAGGCACAGAGCCGUCUCGAGCCCACUGGUUGAAGGAGGUCCAGAAAUGGCAACCUCUAAUCAAGGAGCAGAUUCUUUACUACGAGUGCCCAGGCAAGCAUUUCGAGAUGUUGACUCCGAAAAAUCUGCCCGGAUUUACGAAGAUUCUUAAGGCUGCUCUCGCAGAUAAGGGGCUUUAG